AAUUAACGCCCAUUAUAGUGUGAUGAGAAACAGCCGGCAUGUGGAAGUUGUACUCGUCACAAGGUGCCAUGUGUGUACAACUCUCCAACGGCAAAAAAAGCACAUUUCAGGGAGUCAGGCUCUAGCUGUGCACAGCAAGCCAAUUCUUUCCAAUAUACAAUUCAGCCAACAAAUACAUCACCAUCCGUAAUUGGGACCAGUCUCGGCUCAUCAUCACAUGCCGAUUCGCCAGAAGAAGUGGAUGAGAUUGACGAUUAUGGCAUUUCGGAGUCCCGAUCACGGCGCCUGCUUGAGCUUCGACUUCUUCAGAACUACAUGGAAAAUGCUAGGCAGCCUUUUCCGUCUCCCAAGCCAACAGAAAAAGCCUCAAGCUUGGCAAAACUCGUGCCUUAUAUGGCACUUGAAAAUGACAAUCUCCUCUACUCAGUGUUCGCCCUCUCAGCUACCCAUAUUCUAAGAGAAGGUCAAAACACGGAGCUUUUGACAGCACGCCACAACUAUAUGGGUCUGGCAUUACGGGAACAACGCAAUGCGGUGGCAAAUUUAAAUAAGCACAAUGCAGAUGCAGUUUGUUUUUCCUCCACUAUUAUGCUCAUCCAAGCAUUUGCCAUGUUACAUGAGCGCAUUGUCGAGCCUUAUUCCCCACCCAUGGAUUGGCUUCGGCUAGGUCGAGGCGCUGGAACGGUCUUCGAGCUCCUGCUGGAUAAUUUAGAAGCCCUGGAAGGCGCUGAUGCCUCAAAGUUCAUGUUGCUUGUUCGAGGUCCGCCGCUACUGGACGAUGAUGAUGAGCUUUUCUCCGAGGAGAACAGAGCUCCUUUUUUGCAUCUACUGGAAGAUUCCGAGAACCUUGGACAGGAAAUCGAUGGGCUGUGGAAUUCGGAUAUCCAAAGAGCUUAUGAGACCACUCUCAGUUACAUAGGAUCCAUUCAUCGCGCAAUCGAAAGGGACGAGCCAUCGAUCAGCGUGUGCAGAAGACUGAUGGCAUUUCCAAUACGCAUUCCCAAAUUAUUCAUCGACCUCGUUGAGGAGCAGCGACCUCGUGCACUGGUGAUCCUUGCACAUUUUUUUGCUCUGACAAAUCACGUAAAUGGUAUAUGGUGGCUCGCGAAUACCCCGCAAAGGGAGAUACGGGGUGUCUACAGAGCGUUACCUGCGGAAUGGAAACAUCACAUGCACUGGUCUCUUUCCGUUGUCGGAUUAACUUCCCCUGGAGGAUUUUCUCAUUAAUGAUACCUUUGGGAGGACGUCUACUUGACCAAUCUAUUGGAAAGAUGAUAAAAUGCCCAGCAUCGGCAUUUCAACAGCGCCCUUAAAACACCUUUAUGUAAUCAUGACUUUAACUCUCAAGCUGA
Messenger RNA from Xylona heveae TC161, 1352 nucleotides. RefSeq lists its product as hypothetical. NCBI's taxonomy places the organism in Eukaryota, Fungi, Ascomycota, Xylonomycetes, Xylonales, Xylonaceae. The transcript has a single exon. Gene Ontology annotation, biological process: regulation of transcription by RNA polymerase II. Gene Ontology annotation, molecular function: DNA-binding transcription factor activity, RNA polymerase II-specific. Bases 316 to 1227 code for a protein of 303 amino acids. The record is from RefSeq and is a predicted model, not a curated record.